AUGGAGGCUUCUUACGAUGCAAGGAUACCGAAAGUCGUCGCCGACAUUACUGAGGGAAUUCAAGAAGAAAUGCUGGCAGUGAUGUCCAGCCACAUGCGCAAUGCAGCUGCGGCCUGUGCAGAGGUGUGUGCCGCGCGCAUGCGAUUGCUGCAGACAGCGCUCUCACGCAGCUUAGAUGAGGCACGGCGGCAGCAAGUCUUUGCUCCCCCGUUGUCUACAGGCUUGGCUUCCUCGUCACAGGACACGAAGCGAGCAACUUUGGUGAGGCAGAUUCGCGCAAAGCUUGACUCGCAGGCUGAGACACCUGCAAGUUUCUUGCGAGCUCGGUCAGUGGCAGCAAGUCAGGGGCUGCUGAGCCGAGAUGAAUUCUUGGCUUGCAUUGCUUCUUUGAAUCUCGGGGUGAGCCACUCCGACAUCCUAGAGCUUUUCGCGUUUGCUGUGGGCAGUACUGAGCGCGACACGGCUGUGCUGGAAGAGAUCACCCAGGCUCUGGAGGUCUCCAGCCCAGUCGCUGCCAUGCCGAAUGGUACCUCACACCACGGAAUAGGCUGUGCCAAUGGGUACGGCACGCCGCUGAGCCCAGAGGCUGAGCGAGUCGUGGCAAGGGUUCGAAGUGCUGUGGGUCGGUCCAACCGCCCUUACGAGGAGGUCUUUCGCGGAUUCUGCAAAUCUGGAGGUCGAGGAGCAGCGACCAUGAGCCGAGCCGAUCUGGCUCGCGUCCUUUCCACUUUCGAGCCAGACAUUGACCCCGAGGUGGUGGCCAGGCUUUGGCGCCUCACUGUUCCAGAGGGUGCUGCUGGCCUUGACUUUAGCAACUUCUGCACAUGGUUCUGUCCCGGAGGGCGGGCUUUGCCUGGCCUUACAUCGAUUGGCGGAAAUCUGGGUGAGUCCCAGAUGUUGUCCCAGCUGCUGGAGAAGAGUGGCGGGUUGUCAAGAACACCGAGCGGAGGCUUGCUGUCUCCAAUGUCGGCUUCAUUACCAAACCUUCAGCUUGAGGGGCUUCCGCUAUCACCGGGAGCACGUCUUGCGAGCACCCUGACUCCAGAACAGCUGUCUUCCGAUUGGCGGCAGGAUCGGCCCAGAAGCGCCUGGCCAACCUGGCCUGCUUUGGAGGCAGGACACGUCCAGCCGCCGCUCUCAGCGAGGCUAUCGCUGCUGUCGCAGGAGGAUUUUCCUGCCAUUGCUUGCCUUGGGCGAUUGCAGAACCAUCUAGCCUCCAAAGGCUUGACAGUGAAUUCUGCAUUUGUCCUGUACGAUACCCACAUGGAACAGGCGGUCUCACAAGAAGGCUUCCUGUCUGCAGUUGAGCAUCAUGGCUUCCCGCUGUCCAGAUUGGAGGCGGAAAUGUUGUUCGGUCGUCUUGCGCGGCGGAAGCCGAACCAGCCACCGAGCCUUUCUUUCGAGGACUUCCAAGCUUGUAUGAUAAGCUUGCCGAAUCUAUUGCCUCAGGCGCAGUGGGGUAAAGACCUGAUCAAGUCAGUGGACAAGAUCGCGCGUUCUCAAGGAACCCCUUUGGAAAAUCUCUUCAAGCAGCUUGGAGCAGAAUCGGUUGCAGCGCUUGACGUUCAAGCAGUUCUGUCUAGAUACUCGCCUCAGCCCCUCAGUGCUGCGCAAUGGUCGAACUUGCUUCCACUGCUAGACAAGAAGCCUGAUGGGUCAGUGCUGUGGCCAACAAUGCUGAAGUGGGCCGGUGUGGACUGCACGUCAGCCCCCGCACCGCCUGUCAAACCUGUGUCGCCCGCACCGCCGGGCAUCCCUGUGGCAGUUGCAAAGCCAACAGCACCGGCACCGGCAGCCACGGUACCGGCACCGGCGGCUGUACCGCCUGUUCCUGCUCGACCCGCGUCCUCGCCAUCUCCGCCCGCACCUUCCCCGCCAGUGGCAGCCAAGCCUCUUGUUCCGGUUCCUGCACAACCGGCAACAUCACCCUCUCCGCCUGCACCUGCACCGCCCCGUCCACUGGCUCCCACUCCAGUACCGGCACGACCUUCGCCCCUACCACCAACACCUCCCGGCAUUGUUGCCAGAUCCUGCCCAGUUCCGCCGCUGCCGCCUCCGUCCGCGUCGAGCAUAAGCAUCGGCGCUCCGCCUUUGCCACCUCCGGGCGCGGUGCCCCCACCUGGACCACCUCUGCCGCAUCCACCUUCCGCUUGGGUAACCUGA
Symbiodinium pilosum is the source of this 2163-nucleotide messenger RNA. The record is from the annotation of a GenBank genome assembly. NCBI's taxonomy places the organism in Eukaryota, Dinophyceae, Suessiales, Symbiodiniaceae.